This is a messenger RNA of Trichobilharzia szidati, 1537 nucleotides long. The record is from the annotation of a GenBank genome assembly. NCBI's taxonomy places the organism in Eukaryota, Metazoa, Platyhelminthes, Trematoda, Strigeidida, Schistosomatidae.
AGUGGUGAAAGUCUGGAGAUGUGAUCUGUGGUUACUUCACAUUUUUCAUGAUCCUCCUUGAUUUUAACUGUGUAAUGAUAUUGGGAUAUCAGUUUGACGUCUUAUUCUUGAGGCUUAUGGAAAGGUUGAAAUCACAGAAGAAGGCAUUAAAUUACUUGAAAAAUUGACGAAAUCAUUGAAUUCUGCUAACACAACAAAUGGUGGAUGCCCCAUAGCUGAAAGUCCAAUGAAAGAAAACAUUUCAACGCCACAUGAUGGUAAAAGCAAUACAUCUAAGAAAAGGAAACGUGUAGCUACUCCUUCUCCUGAGAGAGUUAAACAACCCAGUCGAACUUCAUUAAAGGGAACGAAGCACAAUUGUGAAGGAGAUGAACAUUCUUCUCAAUCUGGUAUUACCGUUGGUACUUCUUCGUCAGUGCAUAUUCCUCCCUUUCAUACUGAACAGCCGAUAACAUCUGUAAAACAACCCACCAGUGUCAGGUUUCUCGAUGCUUUUGAAUAUGGGGAGGAAUGGCUUCCUGGCUUGUUGAAACCAACGAACUUGAAGAACUUCAUCAGAAAUGCUUUUCAUGGCUCACCACGCCAGGUUUCUGACCCAUAUUUAAUAUAAAGCGGCUUACUUAACAGUGGUGUUAGACAGAAUCCGAAUUUCGUUCUUUAUACUGUGGAGUGCAGCUGAUUUCAGAGUUAUGAAUUCUGCCUUGCCUUUACGAUUCUUGUUUUGAUAUCCUCGUCCAUACCUUCUACUAUAGUUGACACGAUGCUGCCUAGAUAAGUGAAAAAGAGGCCUCUUUCAAAUUUCUUCCGUUGACAGUGAUUGACGCUUGUUAUUAUUGUUGUUGGUUAUCGGGUAUUUUCAUCACUUCCAUUUUCUCUGUGCUCACUUAAAGUGUUGUCUCGUGAAUCUGAAUAGCUCAGUGGUAAUGUCUCUGACUGCAGCACUCCACUGAGCGACCUGGCUUGUUGAAGUCUCCCAGAGGGGACGUCGUUAGUUCUUUCAAGAUUCCAGAUGCGCCUUUCUGGCUGGCGUUAAUGCCAACAAGUAAGAAAGCUAGGUCCACACAGAGAUUCCUGCCUAUUACCUUCAACCAUGUAAACCAACAAUUCAAAGUGCGACAUAGUAGCUAGCCACCUAGUUUGAUGGAUGUCGAAGGCUGGAUUCAUGACGCUAAAUACCAUCUUGUGUCUAGUCGUAUUAUGUUGUGAAUGAUCUUACGUAAUCGAAAGAGCUGACAACUAAUUCGUUCAUAGUGAUGAAUAAUCAUUUGGAAAUGCUUAUUGAUAAAGAACAAGGAGGAACAAAUAGACUAAGAAUGGCCUCCAUGGAGUUUAUUAUAGAACAAAGUCGUACUGCUGGUGAAAAGUGGGAUGAGUAUGUAAUCAACAGCAAUCGGUGAGAUGUUUCCUCCACUCAUAUGACGAGGAUGUUGUAUCCCCAUUGUGACGAUGGGGGGGUCACUGGAUCAGAUUGGAAGAGAGAUAGCGAUGGCCAAACAAAAACAUGGCAUCAGUCCAUAAAAUCUUUCAAAGUUAGUUU